Messenger RNA from Punica granatum (pomegranate), 1608 nucleotides. NCBI's taxonomy places the organism in Eukaryota, Viridiplantae, Streptophyta, Magnoliopsida, Myrtales, Lythraceae. The record is from RefSeq and is a predicted model, not a curated record.
UGCUUCCUUUGCUCAUCAAUGGAUCCUCGUUGACCCUUUUAUUUCUUCUCUGCAACUUCACCAGAAAGAGAGAAGGGAAUGUUGAACCCCAGGGUUCGAGCUCUGAUACGGUCAAGAAAGUGGGCGAAGAAGGACUGGGCGAUCGCCGCCGUCGGGUUAUCCAUCAUCCUCGUCGCUCUCUAUUCACUCACCGGUUCUCUUCGCCGAGCUCCGUUGCCCUAUGAUCUCACCCCUACAGCUGCUCUGGUGGAGCUGACCUUGCUACGCAAUGCCAGGGACUUGGGCGCACUUUGUCUGGACGGAAGUGCCCCCGGAUACCACUUUCAGAGGGGCUACGGAUCUGGCUCCAGCAAUUGGGUUAUCCACAUUGAGGGCGGUGGUUGGUGCGAUAGCCUUUCCUCUUGCUCUUCCAGGGCAGGAACAGCAUUAGGCUCUUCAAAGUACAUGGACAAGCAAGUUCCUUUUUCUGGAAUUUUGAGUAAUCAACCCUCUGAAAAUCCCGAUUUCUUUAACUGGAACAGAGUCAAGAUACGCUAUUGUGAUGGUGCAUCUCUUGCUGGCCAUCCUGAAAGUGAGCUGAAGGGACACAGACUCUUUUUCAGAGGCCAGCUCAUCUGGAAAGCAAUUAUGGAUGAACUCUUGUCAGCAGGCAUGUCUGGUGCAAAACAGGCUCUUCUUUCAGGAUGUUCUGCUGGAGGGUUAGCCACUCUUAUUCAUUGUGAUGACUUUAGGGAACUACUUCCAAAGGUUACAACAGUCAAGUGUCUUGCUGAUGCAGGUUUUUUUCUCGAUGAGAAAGAUAUAAGUGGAAACAGAACUAUGAGGUCUUUCUAUCACAACGUUGUCCAACUUCAGGGUGUAGCAAAAAGCCUGAACCAGGAUUGUGUUACAAAGACGGAACCCUCUAAGUGUAUGUUUCCUGAAGAAAUUGUUAAACAUAUAAGAACCCCAGUUUUCCUCGUCAACCCAGCCUAUGAUUUUUGGCAGAUACAACACAUCUUGGUGCCACAAACUUCAGAUCCUAAUAGAAACUGGCAAGCCUGCAGACUGAAUAUACGUGCCUGCAGUCCUAGCCUACUGGAAGUUCUACAAGGGUUCCGUGGUUCCCUGUUAAAGGCACUGAGUGAGCUUCAAGAAAUUAAGGAAUCGGGAUUGUUCAUAAAUUCUUGUUUUAUUCACUGCCAGACAUGGCUUACUGAGACAUGGCACUCACAAAAUUCCCCGAGAAUUAAUACCAAGACAAUUGCAGAGUCAGUUGGGGAUUGGUACUUUAACCGGAAAGAAGUGAAGCGAAUUGACUGUCCAUAUCCUUGCAAUCCUUCUUGCUACAAUAUGGUUUUCGGUUGAAGGUUCUGGAGAACUCGAAAUACUUGUCUCUCGGAUUUUUCGGGCCAUCAAUCGGAACUCAUUGCCAGAGAAGUGUGGUCACAGCACGUGAAAGGUCUUGAUGUAAUUUGUUCUAUUGUCUUUCCUCUUGAAUCCUGUGUUACUAGAUCAUAGGGAAUUGUAGUGGAAUGAUUGAUCGAAGUUCUGUAUCUUACCCACUUGAACUCCAUCAAUGAUCUUGAAAUAUAUAUAAAGAGAUCUCAAGAGUCAAUCUUCGCCGAA